Mytilus trossulus (common blue mussel) is the source of this 2200-nucleotide messenger RNA. Its product is annotated as fumarate hydratase class I, aerobic-like. Lineage: Eukaryota; Metazoa; Mollusca; Bivalvia; Mytilida; Mytilidae. Gene Ontology annotation, biological process: generation of precursor metabolites and energy. The transcript is spliced from 13 exons. Gene Ontology annotation, molecular function: fumarate hydratase activity. Bases 96 to 1805 code for a protein of 569 amino acids. The record is from RefSeq and is a predicted model, not a curated record.
UAUUACUUCUAAGCGUCUGUACGAGACAGAGUACUUUUAUUUUCGGAACCUCUUUGACGCAUUUAUUGGAGCAGGAUUCUGUUUCAGAAGGUACAAUGCAGUCAUCUAAAUGUGUAAGAAGAAUCUGUGCUAAGAUCUACUCAGUGGGUUCAAGACACCAAAGUGCACAAGCAGCAGCUGCCGUCAAACCUUUUCAUUUCCAGGAUAUACUAGAAUCAGAAAAACCAUUAGACACACCAUGGAAAAAACUAACUGGAGACUAUGUGUCAACUAUGGAUGUUAUGGGGAAGAAAGUUCUAAAAGUAGAACCACAAGCUUUGACAUUGCUAGCUGAGCAAGCAAUGAUAGAUAUAGCACAUCUUCUUAGACCUGGACAUUUGCAGCAACUUUCAAAUAUCCUUAAAGAUCCUGAGUCUUCAGAGAAUGAUAAGUUUGUAGCAUUAGAACUUCUAAAGAAUGCCAAUAUAGCAUCAGCCAUGGUUCUGCCUGGAUGUCAAGAUACAGGAACUGCUAUUUGUAUGGGAAAGAAGGGUCAGUAUGUCUGGACAGAGGGUAAUGAUGCUGCAGCUUUAUCUAAAGGUGUUUAUAACACUUAUACACAGAAAAAUCUGAGGUAUUCACAGGUUGCCCCAUUGGAUAUGUACACAGAAGUAAAUACGAAGACAAAUCUUCCUGCACAGAUUGAAAUCUAUUCGACAGAUUCAAGUCAAUAUGACUUCCUGUUUAUUGCAAAAGGGGGCGGGUCUGCCAACAAAACAUUUCUGUAUCAACAGACUAAAGCUCUCUUGAAUCCAGAAAAGCUUCUGAAGUUUGUGGAUGAGAAGGCAAAGACCCUAGGUACUGCAGCUUGCCCACCGUAUCAUUUGGCUGUAGUUAUUGGAGGAACAUCUGCAGAAUUUAAUCUGAAGACAGUCAAACUUGCCUCUGCUAAAUAUUUAGAUAAUUUACCAUGUGAAGGAAAUGAACAUGGAAGAGGUUUUAGAGAUAGAAAAUUAGAGGAAGAAAUCCACAAACUGACCCAGAGAGCUGGGAUAGGAGCCCAGUUUGGAGGGAAAUAUUUUUGCCAUGAUGUAAGGGUCAUUCGAUUGCCACGACAUGGUGCCUCUUGUCCUGUAGGAAUAGGUGUUUCUUGCUCUGCCGAUCGACAAGCAUUAGGUAAAAUCACAGAAGAAGGAGUGUUUUUAGAACAAUUAGAAACAAAUGUAUCAAAGUAUUUACCAGAAGUAGAAAGUAAAGAUCUCAGUUCAGAAGUUGUUCAAGUUAAUUUGAAUCAGCCAAUGGCAGAAGUUCUAAAGGUUUUAAGUAAUUAUCCAAUCAGAACUCGUGUUAGUUUGAAUGGGACAUUGGUUGUUGCUAGAGACAUUGCUCAUGCCAAAUUACAAGAGAGGAUUGACAGUGGGGAAGGAUUGCCUGAAUAUGUUAAAAAUCAUCCAAUAUAUUACGCUGGUCCAGCUAAAACACCAGAGGGCUAUGCCAGUGGGUCAUUCGGUCCGACAACUGCUGGUAGAAUGGAUUCCUAUGUGGAACAAUUCCAAAAGAAUGGAGGUAGUAUGAUCAUGUUAGCCAAAGGAAACCGAAGUAAACAGGUAACAAAGGCUUGUAAGACAUAUGGUGGAUUUUAUCUUGGAUCUAUUGGAGGUCCAGCUGCCAUACUAGCACAGAACUGUAUCAAAAAAGUGGAAGUUUUAGAAUAUCCAGAAUUAGGUAUGGAGGCAAUAUGGAAAGUAGAGGUUGAGAAUUUCCCAGCAUUCAUUGUAGUAGACAAUAAAGGAAAUGACUUCUUUAAAGAGUGGCAGGUGGAAUAAGAAAUGAUUGGAAAUUUUAAUAGAUAUUUUUACUUAAUAGGAGAUGUAAGAAAAAAGGGGCGAUUAGAUAAAAUAGUUUUUUAUAAAACAUUGACAAAAAGAUCUGAAGAGAUUUUGACAAAGAAAAAUGUCAACAUAAACUGUUUACCCGUUAUAUGCCUUUGGGAAACUUGCAUUGUAAAUUCUAUAUUUGGUGUACAUUUAGGUAAGAAAAUAACAAAUGUGCCAUGCGGUCUGGUAUAUAUUCACUAUGAAUCUGUUCCCAUUUCACUGAAUUCAAAGCUUUUAAUACAUUUAUAGCAAAGUGAAUUCCAUGCUUACUUAAUUUAUGUAAUUCUUAAAUGUGAUAAACAAAAUGUUAGAUUUUUAUUUGUUAAAUAUAUUUAUACAUGCUU